AAGUGAUCCUAUAAGGGUUCCGUAUUUUCCUUUUGAGGAAUGGAACCUAUAGUAUUUGUAUUAUAAUUUAUAGAGUAAAUUCCCUAAAUAUUUUUAAAGAAUUUUAAAGAAAGAGUAAAACAAUUGAUAUUGGUUACUAAUUAUUAGGUACCAUUUGUUCACAUUCAUAAUCGCAUCAUGUCAUUCUUACCAUAACGGAAUAUACUACAACUAUUCCAUCAUUUUUAAUCUAAUUUGCAAACGUGCAGAAUCGCGUGAGUGAAUAAUAGGUAUGUGCUCAAUGUCUCGCACGCGAGCGAUCACGUGGAAACACUGCGGGCCUUAGCUGACAGCUUCAGAUAGGAAUUUGUUAUUUUAUAAUAAAGUUUAGUAAUUUUGUGUUUAUACACAUUACAAUAUUAACAUUAUUAGAUGCAUUGGGAUAAAGGGUGUCUGUUUAAUGAAUUACUUUGGGUGUCACAUUUGUAUAUAUUGAGUUGUAUUUUAGGUCAAAUAGCCCAAUAUGUAGGUAGUAAAUAGUGUAUUAUGCAUUACUUCUGGUACAUCGCCAUCGGCUAUUAUUGAAAUGUUUUUUUUUUUUAAAUUGGUAAGUAGAUAAAUGAUAAAUCAUUUAUGGAAUUACUAACUUUUAGUAGCUCCGGCUGUUACUUUUCACAAGACAUUAUUACGAGUGUAAUGAGAGGAUUAGCACAUUAUAUUUUAAUGACAUAUUUCUAUCAAACGAAUAACAAGGCAUGUAUCUAAUAGGCCUGUUUACAAAUUGCCCCAUAGAAAUAACCUUUAUCGCUAAUAACAUGCGACUAACAACAAUUUUCUAACGAUAGUAUAAUGUGGAUAUGAUUCCAAAAAUAUUAUAUACCAAAGUGUAUGUAGUUUCAUCGGACGCAUCCAUAUUAACCAUAACGUUAGAUGCUAAACAAAUAAUUUUUUCUAGUCAUUGCUUUUUAAUGACCACGACAUUCUACUCUAGCCGUGGAAAACAUGGACACGCCUGAAAGGCGAGCACCCCGUGCCUCACCCCUAGACGCUUUGUCCAUCGGUUACAUAAAAAUAUUAAAAGCAUUUCUUACGAUAUCAGCUUCCUGGCCAUACCUAACAGUCGGCGGAAAGGUUCACCCCGUGUAUAAGUACUAUGUCCGUUGCAUUAUACCCUUCGGACUUACAGCCAUCAGCUUAGAAGUAUGGUUCCUGAUCGACCACUUCAAUGUUUUAUCUCUCUUUGAAGUCGGUCAGAUGUAUUUGACAUGUUUUUUUGCUGCCUUGUCAAUAGCUCGAAUGUUUCUUCCAUUUUGCUCUCAAUAUGGAGAAAUAGUAGAACGAUUCCUACUUUCUUUUCAUCUCAUACAUUUCAAGCAUAAGGGCAGCUAUCACCUUAAGAUCUAUGAGAAGUUGGAAUGGCUAUCCCACCGCGUUGUAAUAAUAACACUGGUGUUAGGGAUGUUCUGUGCCAUGGCAUACAACAUGAUGCCCAUCAUCAACAACAUCAGCAGCGGGGCAUACAAGGAUGACAAUAAAACCGUCGAGUUGGCAGUCUACUUCUCUUACCCAGGCUUCGAUCCUCAGGACCACUAUAAGUUUGCCACAGUCUUCAACUUCUAUUCAGUUUUCGAAUGCGCGAUUUUAAUUGCUGGUAUAGACAUCCUCAUGUCGUUGUUCGUUAUGCAAAUAAUCGGCCAUAUUGAAGUGCUUAAAAAUAGUCUGCUGACCUUUCCUGAGCCCAAGAAGCCCACGAAUAUAAUAAACGCAGACUUUGGAAGAAUAAAUCAGUUUGCAGUUUUAAGAGCACCAAUGUUUACCGAGGAAGAAAAUCUUAUUAUCAAGGAAAAGAUAAAAGACUGUGUUAAACAUCAUCUAUUUAUUGUCAGUUUUACAGAUGACAUGUCGGCCCUUUUUGGACCGGUGUUAGCUAUUUACCUUCUCUUUCACCAAGUAUCGGGAUGUAUAUUGCUUCUUGAGAUAUCAGCAGGCGGCCCAGAUGCUUUUACCAAAUAUGGCCCCCUUACAGUAACAAUCUUCGGACAGCUCAUUAUUAUAUCAACUAUUUUUGAAAUAGUUAACACCAAGAGCGAGCUCCUUGCGACAACAGCAUAUUCAAUGCCGUGGGAGUGCAUGAACGUGUCCAACCGGCGCUCCGUGUGCAUACUGCUGCGCCGCCUGCAGCGGCCCAUCGCCGUCCGCGCGCUCGGCGUCACCGCCGUCAAUGUGCAGACUAUGAGCACGAUUUUAAAGACGUCCUUCAGUUAUUUCACCUUCCUCAGGACCCUGAAUGACUAAAUUUCAACGAUCCUGAACCAUGAACACCCGAAAUUCAGAGCUACUUCUACUUGCACGUCUCUUGCACAGUAUCGACAUGUUUCUAAUCUUAUUUAGGUACUUAUCCCAGCCUAGAACACUAUACUAUAAAUAAUACAUUUAUAGUGUUUAUAAUAUCUAUAAUGGCACAGAAUAUUUACAUACCGAAUACAUAAGAUACUAACAGAAGUCUGUAAGAGUAGUGUUUGAAUAUACUAAUUAUUAAUUAAUGUCAACUAACCAAUCAGUAAAGGGUCUAGCAGGCUAAGCGAAC
Cydia pomonella (codling moth) is the source of this 2566-nucleotide messenger RNA. Its product is annotated as odorant receptor 67a-like. Gene Ontology annotation, biological process: detection of chemical stimulus involved in sensory perception of smell; sensory perception of smell. The transcript has 8 exons. Gene Ontology annotation, molecular function: odorant binding; olfactory receptor activity. NCBI's taxonomy places the organism in Eukaryota, Metazoa, Arthropoda, Insecta, Lepidoptera, Tortricidae. Bases 982 to 2274 code for a protein of 430 amino acids. Gene Ontology annotation, cellular component: plasma membrane. The record is from RefSeq and is a predicted model, not a curated record.